UAAGAAGUAGAAGAAGAGUUGAUUAAAAUGGACAUUUGGGGGGAGAAGAAAGAAUAAAGAAAAACGUAAAGUCGCGUGAUCUGCGAGAGGGCGUGGCUUAUGGUUUGUUCUGGGAGUUUUUGUUCGAAAAACAUGGACCAAAAGAUUCCAUAUGAUGAGUAUCAACUGCCAGUAGUCUUUCUUCCGUCCUAUGAAAACCCACCUGCGUGGAUCCCUCCACAGGAGAGGAUACAUCACCCUGACUAUAGCAACGAGCUCACUCAGUUCCUACCUCGCACUGUAGUCUUAGAAAAGCCCCCUGGUGCACAACUGGGCUUCAAUAUACGUGGUGGAAAGGCCUCACAGCUUGGUAUAUUUAUUUCUAAAGUGGUACCAGAUUCUGAUGCCCAUAGGGCCGGACUUCAAGAGGGUGAUCAGGUGCUUUCUGUCAAUGAUGUGGAUUUUCAAGACAUAGAACAUUCAAGGGCUGUGGAGAUUCUAAAGACAGCAAGAGAUAUUUUAAUGAAGGUUCGCUACUUCCCUUACAAUUACCAGAGGCAGAAGGAAAGGACUGUACAUUAAGUGGCAGAGCUGAGCCUCAUCAGUCAGAAUGAACUUAAUUGCAAAGUAUGCUUACACAUACAAGGAAUUUGUCUUGGUGACAGAAGCUACCAGUGCACAAACAAUAAAACAAGAAAGAGAUGAUAAUAAAAAAUGAUAAAAAAUUUGAAUAGAAAAUAUAAGUAUAUAUAGAAAUACAUAAUAACUUAAGCCUAUAUAUAUAUAUAUAUAUAUAUUACAUGUUUGUACAAAUACAAAUCUUAUAUACAGAUGCAAGGGAAUGUAAUGGCAGAAGAGUUAGGAUAUGUUGGAUGAAUA
This is a messenger RNA of Xyrauchen texanus (razorback sucker), 858 nucleotides long. Its product is annotated as PDZ domain-containing protein 11-like. Gene Ontology annotation, biological process: protein localization to basolateral plasma membrane; maintenance of epithelial cell apical/basal polarity; neurotransmitter secretion. Gene Ontology annotation, molecular function: protein binding. Gene Ontology annotation, cellular component: cell-cell junction; synapse; basolateral plasma membrane. The record is from RefSeq and is a predicted model, not a curated record. The transcript has 6 exons. The coding region runs from base 100 to 561 and encodes 153 amino acids. NCBI's taxonomy places the organism in Eukaryota, Metazoa, Chordata, Actinopteri, Cypriniformes, Catostomidae.